This is a messenger RNA of Girardinichthys multiradiatus, 3726 nucleotides long. RefSeq names its product calcium channel, voltage-dependent, beta 3b (gene cacnb3b). NCBI's taxonomy places the organism in Eukaryota, Metazoa, Chordata, Actinopteri, Cyprinodontiformes, Goodeidae. The transcript is spliced from 12 exons. Gene Ontology annotation, cellular component: voltage-gated calcium channel complex. Gene Ontology annotation, molecular function: high voltage-gated calcium channel activity. The record is from RefSeq and is a predicted model, not a curated record. Gene Ontology annotation, biological process: regulation of voltage-gated calcium channel activity; neuromuscular junction development; chemical synaptic transmission. The coding region runs from base 204 to 1001 and encodes 265 amino acids.
CAGUAGCAUUUGCAGUGAAAACCAAUGUCAGUUACUGUGGGGCCCUUGAUGAAGAUUGUCCAGUCCAAGGUGCUGCUAUUAACUUUGAAACCAAAGACUUUCUGCACAUAAAAGAGAAAUACAACAAUGACUGGUGGAUUGGUCGGCUGGUGAAAGAAGGGGCAGACAUCACGUUUAUCCCAAGCCCGGUAAAACUGGAGGCCAUGAGGAUAAAACAAGAACAAAAAGCGGCUGCCAGGAAAGGAGGGAACGCAUCAUCGGGAGGUUGGAGGUCCACCCCUCCAUCUGCAGCCAAACAGAAGCAGAAACAGACUGAGCAUGUUCCUCCCUAUGACGUGGUUCCCUCCAUGAGGCCAGUGGUGCUGGUGGGCCCUUCACUGAAAGGCUAUGAGGUGACCGACAUGAUGCAGAAAGCCUUGUUUGACUUCCUAAAGCACAGAUUUGACGGCAGGAUCACUAUUACACGGGUGACCGCUGAUCUGUCUCUGGCGAAGCGGUCGGUACUGAACAAGAAGGCCAUUAUGGAGAGAUCCAACACGCGCUCCAGUCUGGCUGAGGUCCAGAGCGAGAUAGAGAGGAUCUUUGAGUUGGCGAAGUCUCUUCAGCUGGUUGUCCUGGAUGCAGAUACUAUCAACCAUCCAGCCCAGCUCCUCAAAACGUCUCUGGCUCCCAUCAUCGUCUAUGUUAAAGUCUCCUCCCCCAAAGUUCUUCAGAGGCUGAUAAAGUCUCGAGGGAAGUCCCAAAGCAAGCACCUCAAUGUCCAGAUGAUGGCCGGGGACAAGCUGGCUCAAUGUCCUCCUGAGAUGUUUGAUGUAAUCCUGGAUGAGAAUCAGCUUGAAGAGGCAUGCGACCACCUGACCGAGUACCUGGAAAUUUACUGGCGAGCUACACACCUCCCCUGUUCUGCCCCAAUCAACCCCUUACAGGACCAAAAUCUGGUCACGCCACCAUCAGCUAACUCCAGCCAGCAGUUUUCAGAGACUCAAGAGUUGAUAGAAUGAUUCCAGUCACAGAUAAGCAGCCUGUGCUGUCGGCUGGGGUCACAACAGUACAGACAUGAAGAACAGGGACCACCAGGGGACAGCAGCAGUCCUCUCAUCAAAGCCAGCCUCUACAUUCUCCACAUCUGGUGCAGAAAAAAGAGCAGGGUUCUUGAAAAGGGUGAAAGAGCAGAAGUUUGGUGAGCUGGGACAAGAGAAGAAAUAUAUGACACAAGGAGGAAGAUGUCACCAACUCCUCACUGCUGUCCCAGGGGCCAGAUGUUCCUGCUUCUACUGUCAAGUGAUAACUCAGGCCCACUUUCUGCAGCAGCAAAAGCACUGGUUACAGAAAUCGGUGGAAAAGUGCUGUCACUGUUCACCUCCUGAUCACCAAUCCUCCUAUGAGAUCCUUCCUCCUAUCCAGACAGUAGAAAAAUGACCCUAAUAUCCUUUAGAGAUGAGCCAGCCCAUGUGUGUCUACAGUUGUCUGAAGCACACAAAAGCUGAUUCAUCUCUCACUGGAGAUACAUCACACCUCUAUGGGGUUAAAGUAAAGUCCAUAGUACCGUUGGCACAAAGAAGCUGCUUGCACAAUGACCAUGUUUGCAGUGCAGGGCUCGUAGGGUUUAAUGUUGGAUACACAUCGCUUCUCUCUCUGGCGAGGAGGUGCGGAGAGUGACAGAAAAUCAAUUCUGUACGUCUUCCAUGUCUGCAGCUUUAAGUGAGCUGUCAUUUCAAAUGUUUAACUAAAAUGCUUCCUUAAAAGUAUGAUUGCUUCUGUCAGAGUCAUCGCAGUGUAACAUUUGCAUGGAGACUAGGAAAAUAAUCAAUUUCAUCUUUCUUUUUCUCUUUCUUUUUUAUUCUUUCUGUCUGCUGCUUUACCAAAACAGUCUUUACAACUAUCUGUAACUCAUAUCCUGGCUCUCGGUAUACCCCAAUGCAUAUCUUAACAUAUAGCUUUUAUGCAAAUAAUUUGUAACAAGCACAGAUAGCGCACAGUCUCUAUACAUCUUUGCCACUGGUGUGAAUGUAAGUUAAAUCUGAUCUGUUGGCUGAGGAAAAAGUCCUUAAGGUAAAAAUGUGCAGAUGGUUGGAGAUCAUUCCUUAACAAUUUUUUGUUAAAGAAAAAGUUACACUCCUGACAGAUAUAACAUAAUUACAACUUUGCUACAUUUAGCUUUUGUUGUUAAAGUAUUUAUCCAGUAAAAUUAUUCACACUGCAUUUGCCUAAAAUAAAUUAUAUUUAUACAACAAUGAAAGUCACCAAAAAACGUAUGAAGUAUUACUAUUUUAUUUAUUAAAUACUUAUUUCUGCCACAGCUUUAUAUUCGCAGAAUGCUUGUGAUGGUUCUUGAUACAAUAUGGCUCACCACCCAGGGUAGCAUCUUAACACGGCCACCAGGAGCACUUGUGAUGACGUUUUCUGUCAUUUCUGACUCAAAUGUGUUUUGCAUACGCAGCAUGUUUGGGAAGUGGGCAUGUCCUUGUGUUGUGCUGGGGCUCCUGUUUGGUGCUAAGGAGGCCUAACGCGUUGGGGGAUGCUUUCUCAGGGUGCCAUUCAUGCCAGAACCACCAAUGGUUGUAGCAUAACAUGCUACCAACAGAUUUAUUCAUAUUUACUAAAUGCUUAGGUUAUUUUACUCCCAAAAAGAUAGUUUAUGUUAAUUUUAAUAUAUAAUGCAUCACUGAACUGGGAGAGAAGGUUUGUGAAUUUUCUAUAUUUCUGCAUAAAUUAAAGCAUUAUCAUAUUUUUGCACAAGUCCAAAAAAGAGAAGCAUAUUACCAAAUUAUUGCAAAUAUAAUUAUUAUUGAGGAAAAACAUCACUUGCUACCUUGCUGGGACUGAUAAACCAUAUUUGAAGCUUUCAAAUUUGCACAGAACAGAAUAGUUGCAUUUAUCUGUUUUUUGAUAAUGCACUCUUUUAUUAAUAAAGUAGGAAUAUAAUAAAAUCUGACCUUGACAACAUGUUUGAGAAGAAGAUCCGCAAGGCCCUUGAAAAGGGUUGUCCCGGUCAACAUGUGUUUGUCCCUUACACCUAUCCGAGUCUUUGGAGAACAGCUUUUUGCUGAUACCUAGAGUCCUAAUGCAAUACUUACUUCAAAUCCAUGUAUGCGCUUGAAAAUUCAGGAGCUUUAAGGUGCAGUAAAAAAAAAAAAAAAAACAUUCCAUCGGAACUGAAAAUAUUACGUUCAUGUCGCUGCAGUUUCUGCCUCUCCUGACAGUGACAGAUGUAUUGUCACAACUGGGGUUUCUUCAGUUCAGCGUUGCUCUUCUAAAGAUACAUCUGCCUCAAAACAUCUAGCUACAGUCUUCAUGAAACUCACAUCCGGCAGCUGCUGACAAUGUUUUUUAGCACCACUUGGCUAAAGUCCAAUUCGACUUAAUCGUGAUCUAAUAAAAUUUACUAGAAAAUGUUUUUUUUCUUGCUUCAUAAACUGAAACAAGCUGGAAGGACUCCGACUAAACCUUUAUGAUUUAACUAGUUAAAAUGUACUCUUUUCAGCAAACUAACGUCUGCAUUCCUAUGAAUGUGCCCCAGAGACAUCAUAGCAGAUGUUAGUUUAUGCGAUCUGUAUGACUGCUGUGCUGGCAUGUCCCACAAUCAAAGCAAAAGGAGCAUAAUAUAGCAUUUAAGGAUGGCAAUGAUACACAGAAAACAAUCACACGAUAAACAACAAAAUUUUAUAUAUACAGUGCCUUGCGAAAGUAUUCGGCCCCCUUGAACUUUUCAACCUUUUGCCACAU